AAAAAUCACGAAAUUUCCCCAUCCGCUGCCCCGUCCGCGGCGCCGGUCUCCGAUCGAUCGAAGCUUCGGCUUCCAACACAGGCCGGUGCGAAAACGCCCAUCAAACCCCUCCCAAAACCCAGCGUACCGUUGCCGCGCGCCGAUUCGAACCCGCCGGCUGGGGGAGGAGCCGCCGACGCCGUCUCGGCCCGCGGGGGCGAAGCCCUAGAGAUGUCGGCGUCCGUCGACGCCGCGUCGGCAGUAGCGGUGCCGGCGGUGCCCCCCGCGGUGGAGGAGGCCGGCGGCGCGGUGGAGCAGGCCAGGACGCUCAUCGCAGCGCUCAACCUGCUCUCUCGCAACCUACCGCUGCCCCCUGAUGUCAUGCGCGCCGUCUCGUCCAUCUACCACGACGGGGGUGCCGGCGACAGGGCGGGGGAGGAGGAGAAGGGAGGGGACGAGGAGAUGCCGGCCGCGGAUGGGGCGGCCGAGGGGAACUGCUCGGUGUACGCCGCUGGCGGCGCGACCGAGGGGACCACCUUGAUUGAAGAGCUUGAAGAUGCAAUAUUGAAGAAUCAAAGAACGCCCAUAACCUACUCAGAAUUGGCAGCAAUACGAGAAGGGCGGUUCAAUGCAUCCAUUCAGCAUCGACUAGCUGAACUUGAAGGAUUACCUUCUACUAGGGGUGAAGACUUGCAAAUGAAAUGUUUGCUUGAAUUGUAUGGGCUAAAGUUGUUAGACUUACAGAAGAAAGUUCGGUCAGAUAUCAGUGCUGAGUAUUGGCUACAAAAGAAAUGUGCAUAUCCUGAGAGGCAACUCUUCGAUUGGGGGAUGAUGCGGAUACGGCAUCCUUUUUCCAUGUAUGGAAUAGGAGAUAGCUUUUCAGUGGAUGUUGAUGAUGUUCACCGCAGAAAGAGAUUCACAGAGAGGAUGUCAAGACUUGAGGAGGAAGGAAAAAAUCAGGCAGAUAUCAGGAAGAGGAAGUUCUUUGCAGAAAUUCUCAAUGCUUCUAGAGAACACCAGGUGCAAUUAGGGACUACUUUCAAACAAAGAAAGCAGCGGAAUGAUGGCGUUAUGGCAUGGCAUGUUCGGGCACGCCAACGUAUUACACGGCAAGAAAAAAGCAGAAUUAAUCUUCUGAAAACUGGUGAUCAAGAAGCAUAUAUGAGGAUGGUUGAAGAGAGCAAGAAUGAACGCUUGAAAAUGCUCCUUGAUAAAACAAAUGAGCUUCUUGAAGGAAUUGGAAAAGCUGUACAGCGACAAAAAGAUGCUGAACAUGUUAGUAAGCCAGAAGGAGGGAGUGAAGUGCCAAAAGGGUCAGAAUCUGAGGAUUGUUCUCAAAUUUCGGGCAUCAAGAGUGAAUCAGCUGAGGAGUCUCCUUCAGAUGACGAUGGAGACCUCCCUGGCCCUGCAGAUGAAAGUAAAUUCAAUGCAGGACGUAGACUUGAUUUUACUGUUCAUUCUAUUGAAGAAAAGGUAACAGAACAACCAUCUGCUCUCGAAGGUGGUGAAUUGAGACCAUAUCAGCUAGAAGGUCUCCAAUGGAUGCUUUCUCUAUUUAACAACAAUUUGAAUGGCAUUCUGGCUGAUGAAAUGGGUUUGGGGAAGACAAUUCAAACCAUAGCUUUGAUCGCUUAUCUGUUGGAAAAGAAGGAGGUUGCAGGACCACACUUAAUAAUUGCUCCAAAAGCAGUAUUACCAAAUUGGUCUAAUGAAUUCAAAACUUGGGCUCCCAGCAUUGGGACAAUUCUUUAUGAUGGCCGUCCAGAGGAAAGGAGGCUGUUAAGGGAUAAGAAUUUUGACGGAGAGCAAUUUAAUGUUUUGCUCACACAUUAUGACCUGAUACUGAAAGAUAAGAAGUUCCUAAAGAAGGUUCACUGGCAUUAUUUGAUUGUUGAUGAAGGACAUCGUCUGAAAAAUCAUGAAUGCGCUCUUGCUCGAACACUGGUUUCUGGAUACAUGAUCCGCCGGAGACUACUUUUAACAGGCACUCCUAUCCAAAACAGCCUGCAAGAGCUCUGGUCUUUGCUUAACUUCAUCCUGCCCAAUAUUUUUAAUUCAUCCCAGAAUUUUGAGGAAUGGUUUAAUGCACCAUUUGCAUGUGAUGUCAGUCUUAAUGAUGAGGAACAACUACUAAUCAUACAUCGUUUGCAUCAAGUUUUGCGUCCAUUCUUGCUGAGGAGGAAGAAAGAUGAAGUAGAGAAAUAUCUCCCUGUGAAAACACAAGUAAUUCUCAAGUGUGACAUGUCUGCUUGGCAAAAAGCAUACUACGAACAAGUCACAAGCAGGGAAAAGGUUGCGCUAGGAUAUGGGAUCAGAAAGAAGGCUCUGCAAAAUCUGUCAAUGCAACUUAGGAAGUGUUGCAAUCAUCCCUACCUAUUCGUAGAGCAUUAUAACAUGUACCAGCGGGAGGAAAUAGUUAGAGCAUCCGGAAAGUUUGAAUUGCUUGAUCGUCUACUUCCGAAAUUGCAGAGAGCUGGUCACAGGGUUUUACUUUUCUCUCAGAUGACAAAAUUGCUUGACGUUUUAGAAAUAUAUUUGCAGAUGUACAAUUUCAAGUACAUGAGGCUUGAUGGAUCCACAAAGACUGAAGAACGUGGGAGGUUACUGGCAGAUUUUAAUAAGAAGAAUUCAGAAUAUUUCAUGUUUCUUCUCAGCACACGAGCCGGAGGUCUUGGAUUGAACUUGCAGACUGCAGACACCGUCAUUAUCUUUGAUAGUGACUGGAACCCUCAGAUGGACCAACAAGCUGAGGACCGUGCCCAUCGUAUAGGGCAAAAGAACGAAGUACGUGUGUUUGUUCUUGUUAGCGUUGGUUCAAUUGAAGAAGAGAUAUUGGAUCGUGCGAAACAGAAGAUGGGUAUUGAUGCAAAAGUAAUCCAGGCUGGGUUGUUUAACACGACCUCCACAGCACAGGACAGGCGAGCAUUGCUGCAGGAGAUACUCAGGAGAGGAACAAGCUCACUGGGAACGGAUAUCCCCAGUGAACGUGAGAUAAACCGCUUGGCUGCUCGAAACGAUGAAGAAUUCCGGUUGUUUGAGAAGAUGGAUGAAGAAAGGAGGCUAAAGGAGAACUACAAAUCUAGACUUAUGGAUGGAAAUGAGGUCCCAGAUUGGGUGUUUGCCAAUGAUAAUGAAACCUUACGCAAGAAAACCGUGGCAGAUGAAUUCCGGAAUAUAAUUGUUGGUUCAAAGAGACGUAGAAAGGAGGUUGUCUAUUCGGACUCUUUUGGUGAUCAGUGGAUGAAAUCCGACGAGGGAUUUGAAGAGAUUGCAAAGAUGACUCCAAGGGUGAAGCGAACUGCUUAUUCGCCUGACAUUCAAGUUGAGUACAAUGAAAGGAGGAAAAGGCCCAAGUCUGUGGAAAACAGCGCAGAUGGCGCAAGCAACCCAACACGGACACCCGACAAAGGAAGGGCUGGAGUUUCAUCAUACAGCAAGGAUGAGACCGAAGAUGAUGGUGAAGACGAAGUCAUCACCAGUGGCUUACAGAAGGGUAACAGUUUCACAUGGAAGACCCUUGGAAGAAAAAGGUCAAGCCACUUAAGUUCGUCGUCGGACUCAAAAGGGCGACCAUCAUUCUAAUGUCAGUUGCCUUGAUGCUUUUGCUCGAUGAAGCCCUUCUAAUAAUGGAGUACCCCUGGAGGCUAGCAGCGCUACCAUUUCGAAAGUACCUUGAACCUAUAAACUUCAGGAUGGAGGCUGUAGCUAGCAGGACUACCAUUUUGAAAGUACAUUGAAGCUAUAAACUUCAGAAUUAGUAGUAUACUCUGGACUUGUUGCCAUGAAUUCGUAACUCAAACGAACUUAAAUUGCGUUACAGUUCAAGCCUAUUUUGGGGGUAAAGGUUAUUGGUAAAUAGCUGGUGAUGGCUUGCCCUGAAUUUGGGCUGUCUUGUCUGCACAUUCCGUUGAGCAGUCUUCGGCUAAUGCCUGUCCAGAUUUUACUGGUUUAUAUGGCAAGCAAAACUGUACUAGGUGCUAUCUGAUGUGCUUCCACCGAGGCAAGUCCUCAAACAAGUGUCAUCUUUUAUUGUGUAUAGCUAGUAGAGUUGGCUCUGUGAAUCUAUAUGCACUUACAUAGCCUGAUAGACACACGAUAACUACGUAAAAAUAGCUUUGUGCAAA
Zea mays is the source of this 4103-nucleotide messenger RNA. RefSeq names its product probable ATP-dependent DNA helicase CHR12. The record is from RefSeq and is a predicted model, not a curated record. NCBI's taxonomy places the organism in Eukaryota, Viridiplantae, Streptophyta, Magnoliopsida, Poales, Poaceae. The transcript is spliced from 12 exons. Gene Ontology annotation, molecular function: ATP binding; histone binding. The coding region runs from base 211 to 3561 and encodes 1116 amino acids.